AUGGCAGCCGAGGCAGGGAUGCUCGAGCUGCCCUUCGUCCGCGAUGACCAGCUCACCCGGUGCAUGCGACUGCGAUUCCAGAGCCUGCAGCAGAAAAACGCGAGGCCCCAGGAUGGUGAGAAGCUGCUGCGUCCCAAUGAGCACAUCUACCGAGUGGAUUUCAUCCGGCAGCACAACCUGUGCUUCCUCCGCUGGGACAUCCAGCUGGAGAGACCUGGGAAGGUGACGGUGACCGGCACCUCCCAGCACUGGACGCCUGAUCUCACCCACCUUAUGAACCGGCAGCUGCUGGAGCCAGUGGGCAUCUUCUGGAAGAAGCCAGGGGCCAAGGAGGUGGAGUGCAAUGAGGCAGAUGCCCAGGAAUUUGGGGAGCGGAUAGCGGAGUUAGCCCAGAUCCGCAAGGUGAUGUAUUUCCUCCUCGCUUUCACUGACGGCCUUGAACCAGCCCAGCUGAAGGGCUCCAUCGUUUUUAAAGCCUGA
Messenger RNA from Pygoscelis adeliae (Adelie penguin), 480 nucleotides. RefSeq names its product olfactory marker protein (gene OMP). The record is from RefSeq and is a predicted model, not a curated record. Gene Ontology annotation, cellular component: neuronal cell body; nucleus; cytosol. Bases 1 to 480 code for a protein of 159 amino acids. The transcript has a single exon. Gene Ontology annotation, biological process: signal transduction; sensory perception of smell. Lineage: Eukaryota; Metazoa; Chordata; Aves; Sphenisciformes; Spheniscidae.